Molecule: messenger RNA, 2549 nt
Organism: Xiphias gladius (swordfish)
Lineage: Eukaryota; Metazoa; Chordata; Actinopteri; Istiophoriformes; Xiphiidae
Gene: mcfd2
Product: multiple coagulation factor deficiency 2, ER cargo receptor complex subunit
Exons: 4
Coding region: 106-582 (158 amino acids)
Molecular function (GO): calcium ion binding
Source: RefSeq, a predicted model, not a curated record
GAUUUGGCCCUCGAAAGCUGUGACUAAUGCUUAUUGCAUGCCAACCAUUCAGCACAACACAACUGUCCACGGAGCCAGGUGAAGAUACAAAUACUCUUCAACAGAAUGAGGAGUGGCAAGUCUACUGUGCAAUGGGGGGGUCCGCUCCUCCUCCUCCUGUCCUGCUAUCUGCUGUGUGUUACUUCUCAGGUGGAUCCACAGCAGCAGCGGCCACCCGUCGUAGAGAGCGCAGCUCACCUAUCGGGCCAUGGCCACGGUCGCCUGGACAAAAACAUGGUCCAGGACAAAGACCACAUCAUGGAGCAUCUGGAGGGAGUGAUAGACAAACCAGAGAAAGACAUGACCCCCCAGGAGCUUCAGCUGCACUAUUUCAAGAUGCACGAUUAUGAUGGAAACAACCUCUUAGACGGGCUGGAGCUGGCCACGGCGAUCACACAUGUACACAGAGAGGAGAGGGGAGAGAACAGCCAGCCAAUGAAAGAGGAGGACCUUAUCGCUCUCAUUGAUGAUGUUCUGAGGGACGAUGACAAAAACAAUGAUGGUUAUAUAGAUUAUGCAGAGUUUGCCAAAUCACUGGAGUAGAGUGUCUUCAUGUUUCUUCACGUGCACAACAACAAGGAAUCUGCAGAGAAGGGAAGGGCCAUUAGUGGGCGUACAUGGAACCAAACUGAGCAGCGGCACCACAUUCUGGAAAAUCAUUACUUAAUCUUUUCUCGCUCGCUCACAGGCGAUCAAUCAGGGUUGUUGGUAAUUGAUGAGAGUUUUUUUUCCUUUCUAAGCUUGUGACACUUCUUUCUUUCCAUGCAAGAAAGCUGGAGCAAAUUUGGUUACGCCAGUAAUUUAAUAAGCAACGAAAAAGGUUGAAAACAAGAUUCCAUUUUAUUCUUUAGUUUGACUCUGAUGUAUGCUUACAAUUCAGACGGACAUUUCUGCAUCUUCUGUCUUUGUAGGUUCCUUGAAAUAAUGCCAUUUUAAAAGGGCCAGUUCACCCAAUAUCACUAACAAACAUUUUUUUUAAACCGUUGUGGUGUCUAGCCACAAAAAUAUACCGUCAGUUCUGUUUGGUGUGGUUUAGAGAGCUCUGACUCCUGUCAAUGGCCAGAUAUAAUAAAGCUCAACAUUUUCUUCGGGGACAGUUUUCUACCAAUGUACUGCUGCCUGUGACAACUGUCCUUAGUGAAGUCUGUGGACUACCCAGAGUAACCUGGACAUUGCUUCGCCUCUAAUGCAUUGAAGUCUCAGCAGCAGAUAUCUCAAAACCUAUUUAAAAACAAAAUAAAUACUAUAAAACUCAUUUUGUAAUGUGGGUGAACUGACCCUUUAUACGUAUGGGAAGUGCUGACAGACUGUCAUCACUUUAAAUGGGGCAGUUUCCAUUUCCAACUGAGCUGUGUAAAUGGUGGAUUUAAACUGACACGCCUACUUACAUUAACUGGCACAGACUUGCUGUUUGAUGUUCAGCGUAUUGGACCAAACGAUUCCUUCAGCGAAUCCAUUUCAUUUGCUCUUUGUGAUGAAGAUGAUGUGACGAACAGGUUGUUCUCAUGACGACAGAAAGUGGCCUUGCUCAGACGUAUAGUCUAUGAUGUAGUGUGUGUAGAGAGUAGAAAACCUUGUUGAACUGAUGAGGUGACUUUUUUUUUUUUUUUUUUUUUUUGGACGGAAGCCCGAGGUUUAAAGCAGAACAACAGAAAACCAAAUGUUGCCAGCAGCAUGGCACGGCGAGGCACAUCAGCACCUCACUUUUUUUAUUGAGGUAGUUUUUGCUGUGGUCUUCAUGAUUCUUACUACAACAGUAUGAGCCAAUCGCCAUUAUCCUCCCUGUAGCCAGUCAGCCAGCGGAUACUUGACAUUAACCUGUUGUCAUAAAGUGAAUGUAAAUCAGCAUCAGACUGUGAGAUGCUGAUUAGUUCAGCAUCUGAUUAUUUAUCACUGGAUAAGCUAGACUUAGAGCACACUGGUUGAUGCUGCUGCCACUGUAGUUUUUUAAAAGCUGACUUAGCUUCAAUGGUUUCCAGAAAAGCACUUGUACACAACUCUUUUGCUUCAGAUAUUAGCUGCCUUUAAAGCAGAUAUGGAUACGACACUGCAGGUCUCUGUGUGUGUCAGCGUUGAUUAUAUCUGUGAUUUCUUGUAAAGUAUGAUUUUCAUAUGAAUGAAUUCUAUAUUUUUGCCACCCAGUAUUGAUUCUUCAAUCACUUCAGAUUGUUGAAUGGAAAUAUUUAAAAAAAAAACAACAAACCAAAACAACUGAAAGCAUAACAGAUGCAACUGUGUUGUCUCUGGAAUGUGAAAUAUUUAAAAAAAAACUACAAUCCAAAGACUCUGUCUUGUAAUGCCUCUUGUUUUCGGGGUGAAUUCUGAUGUAGGAUUAGAUUAAAGUCAUGAAAUCACAUUCAGUAUCAUCAUCUGCAGAUGUUCAUUUAUGAAAUGCAAAGGUUUUCAGACCAUGGAGCUUCACUUGUCAUUACAGGAAAACAAUUAAGAAAUGGUCUGCACAUUGACCAGAUUCCAACAUGUAUUUUGGCUGAAAUGCAGAAAAAACUGUU